Messenger RNA from Wyeomyia smithii (pitcher-plant mosquito), 821 nucleotides. RefSeq lists its product as uncharacterized. The record is from RefSeq and is a predicted model, not a curated record. The coding region runs from base 40 to 558 and encodes 172 amino acids. Lineage: Eukaryota; Metazoa; Arthropoda; Insecta; Diptera; Culicidae. The transcript is spliced from 2 exons. Gene Ontology annotation, molecular function: carbohydrate binding.
GACAGCCAGAAGUAUUUCGGCGAUCGUGUGCGCAACAACAUGCCUAACGCGAACGAAACAUUUUUGGAAAAGUGCAUUUUCUCUCUGCGAUUACCAAGAGAACCGGCCGCGGGGGACGAGAUCGCUCUGAAGUUAACAAUGAAGGAGAACGCGAAAAGAUUCUCACUGAACCUCUGCCUGGCGCGAUCGGACGACGAAUGCCACCCGCAAACCGAGCCGGAACAAAUCGCCUAUCACCUUGGGUGGAAAUUCCCCGAUGCUGAUGGUGACGACGACGGCAAGCGCUGUGAGAUGAUACAGUGCAGCAAGAAUUGCACCUGGAACGAGCCGCUUGUUGUGGGUGACGAUUGGAUCGGCAGCCAGCAGGUCACCGUUAUCGUGAGGUUUCACACGGAAAUGAUGAAAGUGUUUAUCGAGGAUACCCAACAUCCGCCGGACUACGAGUACGAGCAUCAGUUUCCGAUAGAGGAGAUCAGGUCUUUCGAGCUGUGGGAUGAUGUUGAACGGGUGGAAGAGCUGACGCUCCGGUUUGGUGGGGGCUACAAGAAUGGUCACUAAAAGUAGUUGUUAUUUCUGAAAUUGACACUUCGCACUUCGUCGCUUACGGCUCUAAUGGCUAUACGUGUGGCGAUGGUGCGUCAUAUUUUCGAUCACCUUCCAAAAUCAAUCAGAUCAGACAGUUUUGCUGAUGUGCGAGGUGUGUUACGUUUUAGGUUGAACCAAUUUAUUUCAAUUUGUGUUAUUGAAUCAAUGCACCGUAAAAAUUAGGUUAACAAUUUAUUUAUGUACGAAACCUCUGAAUAAAAUUAUUUAUGCUUUAC